CUUCCAAACUGGUCAUAUUUUGCUUUAUUUUUGGUAGCUUGCUGCUAUAAAAGAAUCGAAUGCCUCGGAAAUUUAUUCAGAUUUAUUUAAAAUUUUGAAUAUUAAACAAGUGAAAACUUCUCUUAUCAAUUAAAAUGGCGAAAGUUAUGAUAACCUUCCUCGCUGUUUGCGUUGCUUUGGCUAUGGCCAAUCCAGCUGGAUAUGGUGGCUCUGGCGGAUUUGGUGGGCAAGGUGGUUUUGGCAGCGAUAGUGGAUAUGGCCACCAAGGAGGAUCUCAUGGCCAGAGCGGAUUUGGCGGUCAAGGUGGACAUGGUGGACAACAAGGUGGUUUUGGCCAAGAAGGAGGAUCAUUUGGCGGUGGACAGGCUGGAUUUGGCGGUCAAGGUGGACGUAGUGGACACCAAGGUGGUGUUGGCCAAGAAGGUGGAUCAUUUGGCGGUGGACAGGCUGGAUUUGGCGGUCAAGGUGGAUAUGGCGGUCAAAGUGGAUAUGGCGGUCAAGGUGGACAUGGCGGUUUGAGUGGUAGCCAUGGCGGACACCAAGGCGGUUAUGGUGGUGGACAGCACGGUGGUCACUAUUAAGUUUGAAUGUUGUACAUAUGUACAUACAUACAUGUAAAAGUAUUGAACAUUUGUGCACAUACAUAUAUACUUAAAUAUGUAUAAACAUUUACCCUACAUACAUGCAUCUGUGAAUAAAUUUAAGACCUAAAUGCGAA
Rhagoletis zephyria (snowberry fruit fly) is the source of this 718-nucleotide messenger RNA. RefSeq names its product TATA-binding protein-associated factor 2N-like. The record is from RefSeq and is a predicted model, not a curated record. NCBI's taxonomy places the organism in Eukaryota, Metazoa, Arthropoda, Insecta, Diptera, Tephritidae.